GAAGUUCAGACCGCCUACCUCAUUCGAGCGAUGCCUCAGCGUGGAUAGGCCACGUCAGAUUCACCGUUCUGAGGCAACCACAUGGCACUCGUCCUGCCUGUCCUACCACGAGUGGAUUUUUCGUUGCAGGAUGUCUACAGAAGUUGUUGUCGGCGAGUCAGACGUGACAGGGAGUCGCUUAGGUGGCGAGAACCAAAACAACUCGGACAUCGACCGACCCCAGGAAUCUGGUAGAGCCAACCACGAGGAGGGGCACAGAGAUCUCAAAGUCGAUUCAAAACAUCAAAAACAGGGGAUCAUGGAAACCCUAGCCCCUGCCGACGAAAUAAACAAGGGUAACGUAAACAACAAAGAAAAUGACCAAAAUGCCACGAGCAAUAUUGCUGACCCUCACGAAAAAGCAAAGAAAAAAGUUAUCGAGGCACCUCCACCGAAGGUAAACCCGUGGACGAAGAAGAAUGCAUGCCCCUCCAACAAUCCAACAACUAGCAACAGUCAAGAGACAGAGCCGCAGAGUCCUGCCAAAGUGGUCCGCGCUGGAAAGCCUCGCUCCAGGAAAUCCAGCAAGUCGAGUGACUUCAGUGACAUUACAAACUGGCCCACCCCAGGAGAAUUGGCCAACAAAGAGCAGCAGAACCUCAUAAACUCUGAUGGUCAAAAGGGGCAGGGCCCUCGCCGCGAGAAGAGGCGAGGCUCGGACAGGAAGCAGGAAACCGGCAGCGAUGGCAGUGACAGCAAAGAGAACCGCGAGGCCCAGCAAGACGGCGCCCCCAAUCCACCCACAGGAGAGAGGACCGAGGAUGGAGAGGGAUCACAGAACGCCAGUCAGCGGAGGAGAGGGGGUUGGCGGAGGGAGAACAAGGACCUGAACGACGACACAUCGAGCGUGCGCAGUGAUGGUGGAAGUGUCCGUGGAGGGCUGAGGGGCAGAGGCAAAGGUCGCGGGCGGGGCAGAGGUCGUGGCCGAGGUCGCUAUGACUACUCACACAGCUACAGAGAGUCCUACAGUGAGGGCUCCAACACGCAGAUGGCCAAUGAGUUUGGCGGCAACAACAUGAUGUAUUACUAUGACGACGGCAAUCGCAUGCAGAUGUACACGGUGGACGAGAGCCUCCUGAAGGAGUACAUCAAGCGCCAGAUUGAGUACUACUUCAGCCUGCAUAACCUUGAGCGGGACUUCUUCCUGAGGAGGAAGAUGGACGUCAAGGGCUUCCUGCCCAUAUCUCUCAUCGCCAGCUUUCACCGCGUGCAGGCCCUCACUACCGACGUCAACCUAAUCAAGGAGGUGCGCAUACACACACACACACACACACACACAGACACACAGACAGAGGGUUGGGGAAUUACUACUUAAAUGACAGAAUACAUUUAAUUGUAAUCCAUUUCAGUUAGGGCAAAUUAAAUUACAGUUACUAAUCAAAAUGUUGGUGACCA
Molecule: messenger RNA, 1434 nt
Organism: Clupea harengus (Atlantic herring)
Lineage: Eukaryota; Metazoa; Chordata; Actinopteri; Clupeiformes; Clupeidae
Gene: larp1b
Product: la-related protein 1-like
Exons: 8
Coding region: 131-1354 (407 amino acids)
Biological process (GO): mRNA stabilization; positive regulation of translation
Cellular component (GO): cytosol; cytoplasmic stress granule
Molecular function (GO): RNA cap binding
Source: RefSeq, a predicted model, not a curated record